GGUAAAUGAAUGUUUAUAGAGUAAAUUCGUACAAAAUUUGUAAUUAAUAAAGCAUUAAAUAAUUAAUAAUGAAUGGAAAUGUGCGCGAGGUACCUGAUCAGUUCAGCUGUACAAUUAUUUUCGUGCUAUUUUCAUGAAAAGAAUAUAAAUUAACGGCAAAAACAACUGAUAUUUAUAAAAAAGUGUAAAAUUGAUUUAAUUUGAGUGUUUGCAAUACGAAUUAUUAAAUAAUAAUUAAGUUUUUAUCAAAUGUGAAUAGUGUUGUGAAAACCUGUGAAAACUAAUGAGUUACUACAUUACCGAUCGCAUAUGAUAAUAAAAAGUUCUCGAUGAGUGUAACAAAAACUGCAAUUUAACCAAGUACAUAAUUUCCGGGAAUGCAGAGAUGGCGCCACCAGUUCUUACAAUACAGUGCGAGCAUGUUUUCUUCCAAGCUUUUGCUUUGAAAGAAAAUAAGAAGUGAAUUUUAAAAUGCAGAAUAAAGUUAUACAAAUAAUUAUUGAUUUCAUAAUUGUUUCUCGUCCAAAAUUACUGACAUGAUUGCAGCUUUUUUGUUACACUCAUCGAGAACUUUUUAUUAUCAUAUGCGAUCGAACAAUUAGACAAUUUCCUGAACAAUAUCUGAUAAAAUGGCAUUCGUAGUAAAAUCAUCAAGCACUAUCUCAAAUAAUGUCAUGAGGAGCUUCAAGCAAGCAGUGAAGCAAAAUAAUCUGCUUCGCAUCAAUGAGAUAGCAUCGAGUGGAACGGUUCAGCAAGCUGAUAAAUAUGGUGAUUCAUUCCUACAUAUAAUCGCUAAGGAGGGAUCACCUGAAGCUGCGCUCAUAUUGUGUCAGCUUGGAGCAGAUAUUUACCUUUGGAACAAGCAGAAGCAAUCUCCAUUAUUCUACGCUCUCCAAAAUUCUGUGGACAUGGUGAAGGUACUGUUAAAUCAUAGUAGAAUUAAUGAUUGGAAUUUACUUCGACAAGCAUUAAUAUUCGGUUCUGAGGAAGUUGUUCGUCUCAUCGUAAACAGACUUCCUUUAAAUUUUAACAAUCUUUUUUCGACGGCUGCGAUUUUAAAUAAUAAUUUUAAGUAUAGCGAAGUUUGUGAAUUUAAAAAUACCGAGGAAGUUGUAAAAGCUCUUUUACAACUUCAAAAAUAUUCUAAACCCGAAUUUCUUGAUUAUCCAUUAUUAAUUUUGUUUGCAGCUAAAAUUUUAAAUAAAAAUAUUUUACAAAUAAUUUUAGAGGAUUGUGAAAAAUAUUUAGAAGAAAAUUCUUGUUAUGUUAGACCGUUAUUUAAUAAGCAAGGAAGUAAUGAGACAAUAGAGAGAUUUUUUCCGAUUGAAAUUAGUUAUCGAGGACGAUAUAGUGAAACUGCAUUGCAUUAUGCAGUAUGUUUACAAUAUGAGGAAGCGGCUAAAUUCCUUUUAAAUGAAGGAGCCGAUCCAAAUUGUAAAACACGCGACGAAUUGACACCACUUCAUUAUGCCUCAUAUUUUGGAAAUGAGGAAAUAUGUAGACUUUUAUUAGCUUUUGGAGCGGAAAGCAAUCCAAAUUCCUGCUAUUCAAAUGAUCCAAUGCAUUUUCUUUGUAGCCAACGUUGUAUAUUAAACUUUGAAUCCCAUUUUAUUACAAAUUCUCAUCGUCCAAGCAAUCCCUUACACUUAGUGUGUGGGGACAGCGAUGCUAGGCAUGUUUUAAACUCGUCCCUUAAAUAUUUCAUCAGCGAGAUGCAUGAGUUGUGUUACGUACCGGAUACAAUUUUUCAUACAAACAUUUUGUCUUUAUUACUCGAGAAUGGUGCAAAUCCAUUUAUUCAAGGAAAAUUUAAUUAUAAUCCAUUUUUCAGCGUCUGUGAAAAUGGACGUUUGAGGGAGAUGGCAAUUUUCCUUGAAUAUUUACCGAUUUGCGAAAUUCCGGAAUAUAGGGGUAACACUGCUCUGCAUAUUGCGGUCAUGAACAAUGACCUUGAUAUGAUUGACUUACUAGUUAAAAAGGGGCAUAGCAUGGAAACAAAAAAUUCCUUGGGACACACUCCCUUAAUGUCUGCUGUGUGGAUGGAAAAACAGCCAUCCUUACAAACAAUCGAAAAAUUGGUCUACCAUGGAGCCGACCUCCAUGCUAUUAGUUUUGAAGGCUGGACGGUUUUGCAAAUGUCGGCCUGUUUUAAUAAACCGGAGGUAGUUCUAAAAUUAUUAGAAUUAGGUUCCGAUGAUUUGUGGAAACUGCCUAAAUCUUCGGAAUUACAGCGAGUGUCCAAUACUUGGUCGACAGUUGGUCGGGGAUUGCAAGUUCUUAUAGCGAUUAUUGCUCUUAAAUAUAAUGAGUUAGGUGACUAUGUUAAUAAUUAUAUAAAACCUAGUGACCAUGACAAAGCAUUAAAUUUUUUUGCUGAAUCGAAAUUAGAAGUUGUAACUCUGAAAAAAACGAUGAUUUUUAAAGAUAGGCGUUUUUCGUAUUACGAUUUCUUGACAGGGAAUUUUUCAAGUGUUAUACGGAUUAUUAGAAAUGUGAAAUUAACAAAUGAGUUAAUUUCCAUUUCAAAUAUGAGUGCAAAGUUUCCCUGCUAUGCCUAUUUAAUUAGAAGACGAUUUUUACAAAUUGAAAAUUUAGGAGAUUCUGUCGAUCAUAUCACUGAUUUCUUAACAAAUUUAAGUGAAACAAAACCUUUACCUGUUCUCGUUGUUAAUAAAAUUUUUGAUUAUCUUUCUUAUAAGAAUAUUCAGGUUUUUGGAGAUGCUUUGUCCAAAAUAUAAUAAUGAAAUGGUGUCUUUUCAUUUUAACAUUUAUUUCAUUUUUGUAUAAAUGUUUUUUAUUGUAAAAUAUGUUUUUCAUUGUAUAUAUAUUUUUUAUUGUACUUAUUUUUAAUUGUAUGUUUUUUAUUUUAUAUUUAUAAAAAUGUAAAUAGUGUAAAUAUAUGUAUAAAUAUUAUAAGUAUGUAAAUAGUGCGUGUAUAUAAA
Messenger RNA from Leptopilina boulardi, 2942 nucleotides. RefSeq names its product ankyrin-3-like. The record is from RefSeq and is a predicted model, not a curated record. Gene Ontology annotation, molecular function: protein binding. Gene Ontology annotation, biological process: protein localization to ciliary inversin compartment. Gene Ontology annotation, cellular component: ciliary inversin compartment. The coding region runs from base 630 to 2738 and encodes 702 amino acids. The transcript has 2 exons. Lineage: Eukaryota; Metazoa; Arthropoda; Insecta; Hymenoptera; Figitidae.